AUGACCGCAACAAAACCAAAAUCUUCUUCUCAACAAUGCGCUUCCCCAUCUCAAAACGACCCACUAAAACGAACAAACUCCAAUGGUUCAAAUUCUAUGACCAAGAAAACUCGAGGCCCCAUCAACAAACGUGCUUGUCAACGUUGUCGUCAGGGAAAGAUAAAGUGCGACGGAGAUGCAGAGUUGGGCAAGCCUUGCUCAAAUUGUGACCCGCAAAACUGCAAAUACGACAAUGCGCCAAGAAAGAACAAACAGGUCGAACAACUUAAACAGCGAAUGGCCAUUUUGGAGGAGCAGUUGGUCUCCAUUGUCAAGGAACUUAACGAAAAGUUGUCCACAAAAGAUCUUGAAAUGGAAAUUUUGUGUCAGCUUUGCGAAUCGAAAGAACUCUUCAACGGCUCUGAAGUAUUUUCAAGGUUAAAAAAUGCCAUAAAAAAUGAUAAACUACCCAAACAACUAUUACUAUUUACCCGCGAACUUCUGCAGCGGAUGUCAAAAAAUCACGAGAAAAUUCCAGACAUCAUUGAAAGCUUACAACGGGUUGUCGAAUGCGCAGAAUAUGAUAAAGAUCCAGCCGUCAUAUCAAAUAUUCCCACGGUGGACCAAUAUCGAAAUGUUAAUGGUCAAUAUGAGCUUGUUCCUCCGCCUUAUGAUCCAUCCAUCCUUUUGGCCGACGCAAUGAUCAUAGCCGACAAUUCCGUGAAUCUUUCAUCAUCUUACGAUGCGUGUGAAGGGAUGACAUGCCCAAAUAGUCAUUCGCCGUCGGAUGACGGCUCAGAGACCAUGAGUGUUGGAUUUGGAAGCGGCAGUCCACCUACUCCUAACGAACAGCACUCGUUAGACGACGACUCGGAAUCCUACAAUAAUAAUUCAUCGAGAACCUCCUCCACCCACCAAGUCUCUGCAUCCCCCAUGAGCGGGUUUUAUUACAACACAAACUCUUAUUAUCCUUCAGAUUACAUAGAUUACAACGGCACCUCUUAUUACUUUGAAGCAACCAACACCACAUCGCCUACAGAUAGUUUUCUGUUAUGA
Acaulospora colombiana is the source of this 1035-nucleotide messenger RNA. NCBI's taxonomy places the organism in Eukaryota, Fungi, Glomeromycota, Glomeromycetes, Diversisporales, Acaulosporaceae. The record is from the annotation of a GenBank genome assembly.